AUUCUAUUUACUGUAUUCUACUGUUGAAGCCUCUGUCUCGCUGUCCAUAGGAGCUUAUUACGAGAACCGGAGAUUAUCACACGAUUUUGUGUGUGUUUCCCCACAUCCCGCAAUUACUCUCAACAUACAACAGUUGGCUUGUUGGAAUUGACUUAACUACCUAUUCUACGGUGUAAGAAAGCCCCUAUUUGAACUACAAUACUCGGGUAAUCACUUAGCAAUCCCACCAUAGGUUUCGGGCUGUGGCGCCGUUCUCAUAUUUCCCAACAUAGCUAUACAAACAGAUGACUAUGCAAACAGAUGACUAGCCUUGCACUGUCCCAAUAUAUCUGCCUUGCGUUGUUUAUGUUCAGCUACUACUAUGGCUAGUUGAAGGCGACUUCCUCAUGAGUUUCUCCUUCAUCACCCCUCUUACAUUAUUCUCCGAUGGCCGAAGCUCUUGCCAUCAUUGGCGUUGUCUCCAGCAUAGUCCAACUCCUCGACUUUGGUACAACAGUCUUGCAUCGUCUCAAAGAGUACCAGGUCAGCCUGGGGGAAGUUCCGAAGUCAUUUCGUCAAAUUAGCAAGGAGCUACCACUGUUACUCCAUACUCUCGAACAGAUCCAAAAAGCGAUAGAUGCUGGUUCUGUUGGGACCGAGACGAAGAAGGCUCUCCUACCCGUUAUUAAGGGCUCCCAGGAACAACUUGAACUACUCCAAAGUAUCCUUGAUAAAACGCUACCAAAAGCGGAUGACUCGUCUCUUGAAAAGGGCAAGAAGGCGAUAUCGAGCUUGAGACAAGACGGAAAAGUCGACCGCAUAUUGAAGAAUCUCCGAGGUUUUAUCAGCUCUCUGACGUUUUACUACUCCGCUGCGUCAUCGACGUUGCAGCCGCUAAAUGAGGCGAAGCUCAUAAAAAUUCGUCAAUGGCUAUCUCCACCAGAUCCAUCCGUGAUCUAUCAUAAAUCGUGUAAACAACGAGAAGAGGACACCGGACUAUGGUUUCUUAAUGGCGAAGAAUAUACCAAAUGGAAAACGGAUGCCGCAUCUAUCAUUUGGCUAUAUGGUAUUGCUGGCUGCGGUAAAACCAUUCUGAGCUCUACUAUCAUCCAGGAUGUGCUCCAGCACUGUGUCGGUGACCCUGGUAAGGUGGUUGCGUACUUCUACUUCGACUUUAACGACCCAAAAAAGCAAUCCCCGGGGCUAAUGGUCCGAUCACUCAUUUGCCAACUUUCACAGAAUUGUGCGAGGAUACCUGCAUGCCUCGACCUACUAUUCUCCUCGUGCGACAAUGGAAACCAAAACCCGUCAUUAGAUUCUCAAUUAGAUGCGCUACAGCAAAUGAUCCAGGAGUACCCACAAUGCUACAUUAUCCUCGAUGCCCUUGACGAGUGUGAAGAUCGAGCUGAGUUGAUGGAUAUCAUCAAUCAAAUAACUGGUUGGCAGCUCGACAACCUCCACGUCUUGGUUACGAGUCGAGAGGAACGAGAAAUUCAGAGCUCGCUAGAGAGUCUUGCACAGGAGCAAAACAUCAUUUGUCUUGAAAGCAGGCUAGUUGACGGUGAUAUACAGAAAUACGUUCGUACGAGGCUACUGAAUGAUGCGGAUCUGAGAAAAUGGCAAAAAUCUUCAGAUGUUCAGCAUGAGAUUAAGACAGCAUUGAUGAAUGGGCCCCGUGGGAUGUUUCGAUGGGCUGCUUGUCAGUUAGAUGCACUGGGAAAGUGUCGCAACCGCUUAGCGUUACGGAACUCUCUCAAGACCCUUCCACCAACGCUUGAUGCGACAUACGAUCGGAUCCUCUGCGCUAUUAACGAGGAGGACUCUGAAUACGCUGUUCGUAUCUUGCGCUGGUUGGCAUUCUCUUCAAGGCCACUUUUGCUAGAAGAGGUGUCUGAAGUCGUCGCUAUUGAUACUAACCGCGAUCCAAUGUUCAACCAGGAUGAGGUGCUUGAGGAUCCAUCAGAUGUGUUGGAUAUAUGUUCCAGCCUCAUUACUAUAACCACAACCACAACUGACAACAUCAACCAAGAUUUUCCCCGAGCUUCGAACUUCGGUUAUGUGCCAAGUGGGAAGGUGGUUGGAUUGGCCCAUUAUUCAGUAAAGGAAUAUCUGGUCUCUGAUCGUAGCCGUCCACACCGAGCAGAAAAGUAUCGCAUACAAGAUGUUAGUUGCAACGCAAUUCUUGCAAUAAGCUGCCUUGGGUAUCUUUUCCAAUUUGAUGAGUGUAAUUUGUUCUCUUGUAAGGACGUCGAAGGCUCGAAGUUGGCUCAGUACGCUGCGGAGUUCUGGGUCACACAUGUGCAAGCAGCAGGAGAAAGAGGGGUGGAUUUAAACAGUAAGAUUAUGAGCUUAUUUUCAAGGAAAAACGUUGCCUAUCUCAAUUCGGUUAAAAUGUUCGAUAUAGAGUGCCCUCGCGCCGGGUCAGACUUUACAAGGGUGAUAGAGGAUGUUCAAACUCCGCUAUACAUAGCAUCAUUAUUUGGCUGGGUCGAUAUUGUCGAGCAGCUGCUUGGUGAAGGCGCCAACAUUCACGCGCGGGGCGGAUCCUACGGCAACGCGCUCCAGGCGGCAUCGUACAAUGGCCAUGAGAAGACUGUAAGGCUGUUACUCACUGCUGGUGCUGACGUUAACGAGCAAGGCGGAUUAUACGGCAAUGCGCUCGAGGCAGCAUCAUGUAGUGGCCAUGAGGAGAUCGUGUGCUUAUUACUCACUGCAGGCGCUGACGUCAAUGCACAAAGUGGACGCGAUGACUAUGGCAACGCACUCCAGGCAGCAUCAUGUGGCGGCCAUGAGAAGAUUGUAGGGCUGCUACUCACUGCUGGUGCUGACGUUAACAAGCAAGCCGGAUCCUACGGCAACGCACUCCAGGCAGCAUCACAUAACGGCCAUGAAAAGACUGUACGGCUGCUACUCACUGCUGGUGCUAACGUUAACGAGCAAGGCGGAUUCUGCGGUAACGCGCUCGAGGCAGCAUCAGAUAGAGGCCACGAGGAGAUCGUACGCUUGCUACUCACUGCAGGCGCUGAGAUCAAUGCACAAAGUGGAGAAUGCGAUAACUGUGGUAGCGCACUCCAGGCAGCAUCAUUUAAUGGCCACAACGAUGUUGUUAAGGUACUUCUAAGCAAGGGUGCUGAUGUUAACGCUCAAUGCGGAGACUAUAGCAGCGCACGCUAUAGUACUGCACUCCAGGCAGCAACAAGUGAAGGCCAUGAUAAUACUGUUAGACUGCUACUCACUGGAGGUGCUGAUGUUAACGCUGAAGGUAGAUACUAUAGUAAUGCGCUCCAGCUAGCAUCAGUUAGAGGCUAUAGCAAGAUCGCUGAGAUGCUGCUAAGUAAGGAUGCUAAUGUUAACGCACAAGGUGGAUACCAUGGCAACGCACUUCAGGCGGCAUCAUCUCAUGGCCAUUUGGAAAUCGUCAAGAUGCUGCUAAGCAAUGGCGCUGACGUCAAUGCGCAAGGCGCUCGAGACGGAUACUUCAAGGCUGACGGUGCUCAAGGCGGACGCUACAAGAACGCACUCCAGGCCGCGUUGGAUAUAGGCCACCACGAGAUUGCUGAGCUUCUGCUAUGCAACGGUGCUAGACAAGAUAUAUAA
Messenger RNA from Pseudogymnoascus verrucosus, 3576 nucleotides. RefSeq lists its product as uncharacterized. The coding region runs from base 427 to 3576 and encodes 1049 amino acids. Gene Ontology annotation, molecular function: protein binding. The record is from RefSeq and is a predicted model, not a curated record. The transcript has 3 exons. NCBI's taxonomy places the organism in Eukaryota, Fungi, Ascomycota, Leotiomycetes, Thelebolales, Thelebolaceae.